GCGGUCCGCAGGCGGCGGAAGGGGCGCGGUGCCGGUGACGCGGCGGCGGGCGCGGGGCCCGGCGGGACGGGGCGGUCGCUGGUGCGCUCCGAGCGGCGGGGACGGCACGCGGCGCGGCCAUGGCGGACGGGGACGGUUCCAGCGCGAAGAAGCGGCGGAAGAAGGAGAAGAGGGCGCUUGCCGAUGAUGAUGUAGCGGACAUUCAGCACACCGAGGAUUUCCUCAUCAAGCCCGAGUCCCGGGUGGCCCAGCUGGACACGUCGCAGUGGCCCUUGCUGCUGAAGAACUUUGACAAGUUAAAUGUGAGGACAGCACACUACACACCUCUUCCUUCCGGUGCUAAUCCCCUGAAGAGAGAGAUUUCUGACUAUGUUAGGUCUGGCUUUAUUAACCUCGACAAGCCCUCCAAUCCAUCCUCUCAUGAGGUGGUUGCGUGGAUCCGGCGCAUCCUGCGAGUGGAGAAGACAGGGCACAGUGGCACCCUGGAUCCCAAGGUGACUGGGUGCCUCAUUGUGUGCAUCGAGAGGGCGACACGACUGGUCAAAUCUCAGCAGGGCGCAGGCAAAGAGUAUGUGGGAAUUGUUCGGCUGCACAAUGCCAUUGAAAGUGAGGCUCAGCUGGCCAGGGCCAUAGAAACCCUGACAGGUGCCCUGUUCCAGCGGCCACCUCUCAUUGCUGCUGUCAAACGACAGCUGAGAGUCAGAACCAUCUACGAGAGCAAGCUGGUGGAGUAUGAUCCUGAGAGAAGAUUAGGUAUCUUCUGGGUGAGCUGUGAAGCAGGCACAUACAUCCGAACCCUCUGUGUCCACCUGGGCUUGCUGCUGGGUGUGGGGGGCCAGAUGCAAGAGCUCCGCAGAGUCCGCUCAGGCAUCCUGGGAGAGACGGACAACAUGGUGACCAUGCAUGAUGUGCUGGACGCUCAGUGGCAGUAUGACAACAACAAGGAUGACAGCUACCUGCGAAGGGUCAUCCUGCCCCUGGAGAAGCUGCUGACUUCCCACAAGAGGCUCGUAAUGAAAGACAGUGCGGUUAAUGCCAUUUGCUAUGGAGCCAAGAUCAUGCUGCCUGGUGUUCUGCGAUAUGAGGAUGGAAUUGAGCUUAAUCAGGAGAUUGUUGUCAUCACUACAAAAGGAGAAGCCAUCUGCCUAGCCAUUGCCUUGAUGACUACAGCAGUCAUUUCUACGUGUGACCAUGGCAUUGUAGCAAAGAUCAAGAGAGUGAUCAUGGAGAGAGACACAUAUCCCCGGAAAUGGGGGCUGGGUCCCAAGGCCAGUCAGAAGAAGAUGAUGAUCCAGAAGGGUCUGCUGGAUAAGCAUGGAAAGCCCAAUGAGAGCACACCAGAGUCCUGGAGGAGGGAAUAUGUGGAUUACAGGGAUACUUCCAGAAAAGAAGAAGCAGCUGCUGAUUACCAAGCUGUUUCAGAGGACAGGGCUGCAAAAAGAAAGCGAGACUCAGAGAGUGAAAAUGAGGAAGCUGUGACCCCACCGUCCACCCCACCACCAGAGGAGCUGAGCAGAAAGGAAAAGAAAAAGAAGAAGAAAGAGAAGAAGGCCAGAGAGGCAGCUGAGAGUGGGGGAGAACAAAUAGAGAGGACCAGUGAGACCAGCAGCAAGAAAAAGAAGAAGAAACAAAAGGAAGUAGAAGAGAGCUCGGACUAAGCAGCUGGGUCUGUCCAAAGCAGGCAACCUCAUCAGUCAGGAGGGAGGAGUUCUGGGUCUUGAGAAGAGGACUGGCUGCGUGGCAGAGGAGCCAGCAAGUUCCAAGAUCUUUCCUCCUGUUUAUAUGAGUGAGUGGGUGUUUGCCCUGCUCAGGUGCCCCUCUUCAUCCUGUUUUAAGGGUUGCCAGAGGAGCAGGGUGCCUCACUGUCCCUGCACUGGAUUGAUCUCUAAGCUGAGCACCACGAUGCCAACGGAAGUGGGAUCUUCGGGGAAGCUGUAGCUUCUGGCUCUUCAUUGGUCUCUGUUUUCACCUAGAGAAGGUGGAAUAAUCUUUCUCCCUCCUCAUAUACUGCCUCUUUUUUUCCUUUUCUCCCAAGGCUGAAGCUGUUACCUGACAGUCAAAGAAUGUGUUGCUGCCUGGAGGAGUGGCUUUGUCACAGCCCGUGUGUUUGUAUGGGGACAGUCAGAUCAGUUAUUUCUGAAGGACUGUGUUUUAACCUGGCCACAGGCUUGGCUUUAUUCAGUUAAAUGAGAACAAAUAGUCCACCCAGAUUAUUUUUCACUCCUUUUUAAACCUUUGUCGUGAAAGGAUUAGAAAAUUUAAUUCCUCCUUGUUGUUUAUAGCACAAGGACAUGCUGGUACAUUGUCUGCUGAUUCUCAAGCCCACUUGUCUCAGUGAUGUUGACAGGGUGUCCCUUUUGCUGGCUUUCUGCUCUUCUCUACUGAUUUGUUGGACUGCAACGCUUUUGGUUGCCUCGCCUGGUUCUGAUGCCCAGUGUGCUCUGAAGGCUGGAGGUGACUGACCAACAUGUUCUUCAUGCUGCUGGGACUGGAGCCCUAAGAAAAAGCUUGGUCAGAGGCAGCUCUGCCAGGGGGCAUUGGGUGUGGGCUUGAACGGUUUUAGAUAAAUUUGUUGCUAAACUAUCUGGAAUGGCUUACCGGGGGCAGGUCUUUCCUGUCACAGGGGUAGUGCUGAGCCAGGUUUUAGCUCCCUUUAAUGAGGAAGGACCCCAGGCUCUUGUUCUGAGGUUCAUUCCCUGCAGAGAUUCUGUUAAAUGUUGGAUUAACCUCAUGCAUUGCUUUAGUCUAUACUGCCCUCCAGUGCUGGAGAUGCAGGCAGUGGGGACAGCAGCUAGUGGGUGUUGCAGUGUGAGCAGGGAAAAAAAAAAAGUCCAUUUUUAUUUACUCUUUUUUUACUAAAGUAAAUAAAUAAAUAAAUAAAAUUUCUGGUUUUGAACAGGUGAUUUUCACACUCCUCCCAAAAAGUCAGUGGCAUUCAUGGGGCAGGGGGGCAGAUUUUACCACCUGU
Molecule: messenger RNA, 2968 nt
Organism: Cinclus cinclus
Lineage: Eukaryota; Metazoa; Chordata; Aves; Passeriformes; Cinclidae
Gene: DKC1
Product: dyskerin pseudouridine synthase 1
Exons: 15
Coding region: 120-1658 (512 amino acids)
Biological process (GO): snRNA pseudouridine synthesis; rRNA pseudouridine synthesis; mRNA pseudouridine synthesis
Cellular component (GO): box H/ACA snoRNP complex
Molecular function (GO): pseudouridine synthase activity; RNA binding
Source: RefSeq, a predicted model, not a curated record